AUGGCGGCCCUUCCGAUCAGAUUCGAGGAGCUCGUUCAGCUCAAGAGCGUCGGCGUGGAGGACUCGUCCAUCACUUUCAACUCCUGCACACUCGAAUCAGAUGCCUAUGUUUGUAUCCGAGAACAGAAGGGUGACGCCUCGCCCGAGGUCGUCAUCGUCGACCUCAAGAAUGGCAACAACGUCACCCGCCGCCCCAUCAAGGCCGACAGUGCCAUCAUGCACUGGUCACGACAAGUCAUCGCCCUGAAAGCGCAAUCCAGAACUCUCCAGAUCUUCGAUCUCGAGCAGAAGCAGAAGCUCAAAUCGGCCACGAUGAACGAGGACGUCCAGUACUGGAAGUGGGUCACCGAGACCACGCUCGGCCUUGUCACCGAGUCGUCAGUGUUCCACUGGGACGUUUACGACCCGAGCCAGGCCGCCCCCGUCAAGAUCUUUGAGCGCAAUGCCAACCUCAGUGGAUGCCAAAUCAUCAAUUACCGCACAAAUGUCGAUAACAAAUGGAUGGUCGUCGUCGGUAUCGCCCAGCGCGAGGGACGCAUCGUCGGUGCCAUGCAACUCUACUCCAAAGACCGUGGUAUCAGCCAAGCCAUCGAGGGUCACGCUGCUGCCUUCGGCACCAUCCGGUUGGAGGGUGCCCCAGCAGACACAAAGCUCUUCACAUUCUCCGUCAGGACGGCAACCGGCGCGAAGCUUCACGUUGUCGAAGUUGACCACGCCGAGUCGAACCCUGUCUUCCAGAAGAAGGCGGUCGAUGUGUACUUCCCACCUGAGGCGACCAACGAUUUCCCCGUCGCUAUGCAGGUCUCGCAGAAAUACGGCGUCAUUUUCAUGGUUACCAAGUACGGCUUCAUCCACGUCUACGAUCUCGAGAGCGGCUCUUGCAUCUUCAUGAACCGUAUUUCAAGCGAUACCAUCUUCACUACCUGCCCUGACAGGGACUCCUCCGGCAUCGUCGGGAUCAACCGCAAGGGUCAGGUACUCUUCGUGACGAUUGACGACAGCAACAUCAUCUCGUAUCUUCUCCAGAACCCUGCCAACACGGAAAUGGCGAUCAAGAUGGCAUCGCGUGCUGGUUUGCCCGGCGCCGACGACCUCUACAAGCGCCAAUUCGAGCAGCUUUUCAACAACGGUAGCUACAUGGAAGCCGCCAAGGUCGCUGCCAACUCGCCCCGCGGCUUUCUUCGAUCCGCCGAGACCAUCGAGAAGUUCAAGCGCCUGCCCCAGCAGCCUGGUUCAAUGUCCUUCAUUCUACAAUACUUUGGCAUGCUCCUCGACAAGGGCGCCCUCAACGAGCACGAAACUCUUGAGCUGGCGCAGCCCGUGCUUGCCCAGAACAGGAUGAACCUGCUGGAGAAGUGGAUGAAGGAGGGCAAGCUGCACAGCUCCGAGCGCCUCGGUGAUCUCAUCCGCCCCCACGAUAUCAACACGGCUUUGGCGGUGUACCUGAAGGCCAACGUACCCCAAAAGGUUGUCGCUGGCUUCGCCGAAACGGGCCAGUUCGACAAGAUCCUGCCGUACUCGCAACAGGCUGGCUACUCACCAGAUUACGUGCAGUUGCUGCAGCACAUUGUUCGCAUCAACCCCGAGAAGGGCGCCGAGUUUGCCACCUCUCUCGCCAACCACGAGGGCGGCUCUCUUGUAGACAUUGCGCGGGUGGUGGACAUCUUCCAGUCCCAGGGCAUGAUCCAGCAAGCUACUGCCUUCCUCUUGGAUGCUUUGAAGGAGAACAGCCCGGAGCAGGGCCAGCUGCAGACUCGUCUUCUUGAGAUGAACCUGAUGAACGCCCCUCAAGUCGCCGAUGCCAUUCUUGGUAAUGAGAUGUUCUCCCACUUCGACAAGCCGCGCAUCGCCUCCCUUUGUGAGCAGGCCGGCCUUUCGCAGAAGGCUUUGGAGCUCUACGAAGACCCCGAAGCCAUCAAGCGCGUCGUUGUCAACAUCGCAGGCACACCCAACUUCAAUCAGGAUUGGCUGAAUGGCUUCUUCGGCAAGCUCUCCGUGGAACAGUCGCUCGACUGCCUGGAUGCCAUGAUGAAGCACAACAUUCGCCAGAACCUGCAGGCCGUGGUGACGAUUGCCACCAAGUACAGCGACCUCCUGGGACCUGUUCAACUGGUUGAUCUCUUUGAGAAGUAUAAGACGGCCGAGGGUCUCUUCUAUUACCUUGGUAGCGUUGUCAACCUCUCUGAGGAGCCUGAUGUUAUCUUCAAGUACAUCGAGUCCGCCACCAAGAUGGGCCAGUUCAAUGAGGUGGAGCGCAUUUGCCGCGACAACAACUUCUACAACGCCGAGAAGGUCAAGAACUUCCUCAAGGAGGCCAAGCUCCAGGAGCAGCUGCCUCUUAUCAUCGUCUGCGACCGUUUCAACUUUGUCCACGAUCUCGUUCUCUACCUGUACCAGAACCAGCAGUUCCAGUCCAUUGAGACAUAUGUCCAGCGUGUCAAUCCUUCGAGGACCCCUGCCGUCAUCGGUGGUCUCCUUGACGUUGACUGCGACGAGGGCAUCAUCAAGAACCUGCUGUCAACCGUCAACCCGCAGUCGAUUCCCAUCGACGACUUGGUGCAGGAGGUCGAGUCGCGCAACCGCCUCAAGCUUCUCCUGCCCUUCCUCGAGCAAAUGCUCUCUGCCGGUAUGGAGCAGCAAGCCGUUUACAACGCGCUGGCCAAGAUCUACAUUGACUCCAACAACAACCCCGAGAAGUUCCUCAAGGAGAACGACAAGUAUGAUUCCCUGAGUGUCGGCAAGUACUGUGAGAAACGCGACCCCAACCUCGCCUACAUUGCCUACUCCAAGGGUCAGAACGACCUUGAGCUCGUCAACAUCACCAAUGAGAACUCCAUGUACCGUGCUCAGGCCCGCUACCUGUUGGAGAGGUCUGACCGUGAGCUUUGGGACUUUGUCCUCAGCGAGAACAACAUUCACCGCCGCUCCGUGAUUGACCAGGUUACCUCGACGGCUGUACCCGAAUCGACGGAUCCCAGCAAGGUUUCUGUGGCUGUUGCCGCCCUGCUUGGCAAUGAUCUCCCCCUUGAGCUCAUCGAGCUUCUUGAGAAAAUUGUUCUCGAGCCUUCCCCCUUCAGCGACAACCAGAACCUGCAGAACCUUCUUCUGUUCACGGCUGCCAAGGCCGACAAGAGCAAGGUCAUGGACUACAUUCACAAGCUGGAUGGCUACAGCGCGCCCGACAUCGCCAACGCCUGUAUUGAGGUCGGAUUGCACGAGGAGGCCUUCGAGAUCUACAAGAAGACUGGCGAUAAGGGAUCAGCUGUCAAUGUUCUCGUUGAUCACGUCGUUAGCAUCGACCGGGCUCAGGCCUUUGCCGAGGAAGUUGACCAGCCGGAGGUCUGGUCCAAGGUUGCUAAGGCUCAGCUUGACGGUGUCCGUGUCAGCGAUGCCAUUGAGUCGUACAUCAAGGCCGAUGACCCCAGGAACUACGAGGAGGUCAUUGAGACUGCUGUGCACGCUGGAAAGAACGAGGAGCUUGUUAAGUACCUCCGCAUGGCGCGUAAGACCCUGCGCGAGCCUCCUAUUGAUACGGCCCUUGCUUUCUGCUACGCUCGCCUAGAUCAGCUCAGCGAGCUAGAGGACUUCCUCCGCGGCACUAAUGUGGCUAAUAUUGAGGAGUCUGGAGACAAGGCCUAUGAAGAGGGUUUCUUCGAAGCUGCUAAGAUCUUCUUCACUAGCAUCUCGAACUGGGCUAAGCUCGCUACCACGCUAGUACACGAGGCCUGCGUGGAAAAGAAGGAGUUCCGUCUCGCCCAGAUCUGCGGUCUCAACCUGAUUGUCGAUGCUGAGCAGCUCACAACCCUCGUAAAGCAGUACGAGCGCAAUGGGUACUUUGAUGAGCUUAUUAGCUUGUUAGAGCAGGGUCUUGGCCUCGAGCGCGCUCAUAUGGGUAUGUUCACCGAGCUUGGCAUUGCGUUGUCCCGCUACCACCCUGAGCGCCUCAUGGAGCACCUCAAGCUCUUCUGGAGCCGUGUCAACAUGCCCAAGUUGAUCCGUGCGUGCGAGGAGGCAACCCUCUGGCCCGAGCUCGUCUUCUGCUACUACCACUACGAUGAGUACGACAACGCGGCACUUGCCGUUAUUGAGAGGCCCGAGAACUCGUGGGAGCACCACCAGUUCAAGGAGAUCAUUGUCAAGGUGGCCAACCUGGAGAUCUACUACCGCGCCAUCAAGUUCUACAUUGAGCAGCACCCGUCGCUCCUCACCGAUCUCCUCCAGGUUCUCACUCCUCGUAUUGAUGUCAACCGUGUUGUCAAGCUGUUCGAGAAGAACGACGACCUGCCUCUGAUCAAGCCUUUCCUUCUCAACGUUCAGACUCAGAACAAGCGCACCGUCAACAACGCCAUCAACGACCUGUUGAUCGAGGAGGAGGACUACAAGACCCUCCGCGAUUCUGUUGAGAACUACGACAACUACGAUCCUGUCGAUCUUGCCGCCCGCCUCGAGAAGCACGACUUGAUCUUCUUCCGCCAGAUUGCUGCUAACAUCUACCGCAAGAACAAGAGGUGGGAGAAGUCGAUCGCGCUGUCCAAGCAAGACAAGCUGUACAAGGACGCCAUCGAGACGGCCGCCAUCUCUAGCAAAACCGACAUUGUGGAGGAUCUGCUGCGUUACUUCGUCGACAUUGGUAGCCGCGAGUGCUACGUCGGCAUGCUGUACUCUUGCUACGACCUCAUCCGCCCUGACCUCGUGCUUGAGAUCUCUUGGCGCCACGGCCUCAACGACUUCACCAUGCCGUACAUGAUCAACAUGCUGUGCCAGCAGACCAAGGAGCUGGCAACGCUGAAGGCGGACAACGAGGCCCGCAAGGCCAAGGACAAGGAGCAGGAGAAGGACGACACGAACACGCCCAUUCUCGGCGGCAACCGCCUUAUGAUUACUGCCGGUCCCGGCGGCAGCCAGUCGCCCGCGCCUUACGGCCAGACCAAUGGCUUCGCCCCUCAAGCGACUGGCUACGGCUUCUAG
Verticillium alfalfae VaMs.102 is the source of this 4968-nucleotide messenger RNA. RefSeq names its product clathrin heavy chain 1. Gene Ontology annotation, cellular component: clathrin complex; clathrin coat of trans-Golgi network vesicle; clathrin coat of coated pit. Gene Ontology annotation, molecular function: structural molecule activity; clathrin light chain binding. Bases 1 to 4968 code for a protein of 1655 amino acids. The record is from RefSeq and is a predicted model, not a curated record. NCBI's taxonomy places the organism in Eukaryota, Fungi, Ascomycota, Sordariomycetes, Glomerellales, Plectosphaerellaceae. The transcript is spliced from 5 exons. Gene Ontology annotation, biological process: intracellular protein transport; receptor-mediated endocytosis; Golgi to endosome transport.